UAGAUUGUCAAAUUGUUUGAAAAUAAUUUUCAAUCAAAAUCGUUCUCUUGAACCGAGUUGUAUAUUAAAUAGAUUCUUUCUUUUUAUUUUCGUUGUUUUAUUAAUCUAAAAAAGUUUGCCAUGGAAUCAAGAGACGGUUUUGGGCUACGUUCUUGCGACUUGCUUUGAUCUCCUGAGCUGUGAGGUUUACUUAUUUUCCAAUGGAUCACUUCUUUUGCUGUUUCUCUCAAUGUGUUUGCAUCAUGAUGCAUUUUCUCAAAUGUUUCAACGUAAAGUGUCCGCGUUGACACUUCCCGGUGAACAUCAAAAUUAUCACCGAAUCCUCUGCGAAAUCAUUCGUUUGCAUGUCCGUACCAAAGAAUGGUUUCUGCAAACAGCUGACAUUUAUCGCCAUUUUGUUCUAAUCCAAUUGUUUGGUAGCGUAAUGUUUUUAACUUGCGCCGUUUUUCAAUUGGAUUUGCAAUUUAAGCAUCCUGAUGGAGGACUAGGUUUUCUACUCUGUUGUGUCGCGGUCAGCAUGUCGAAUCUCUUCGUAUAUUGCUACUUUGGCAAAGUGGCCACUGAAAGCUAUACAAAAAUACCAAAUUAUUUGUAUGACGCCAACUGGCAACAAGUGCCCGUCAAUUUGCAAAAAUAUAUCAUCGUUAUGAUCGCGAACGGACAGCGACCACUGUAUUAUCAUGGAUUUGGAAUAGCUGUUUUAAACUUGGAGACUUUUUGUGCGCUACUCAGAGCUGUUGGCACUUAUUUUAUGGCUUUUAAAACGCUCACCGAAUGAACGCAGCUCACAUAAUUGAUCCGACUGUAUUUUUCGAAAUUUUAACCUAACGUUUUGUGCACAUUCAAUGUUUUGAUGUCUAUUAUGUACGACACAAUUUUGAAUAAAUGUUUAGCACUUUACACUUGCAAUAUCCUAAAUA
Messenger RNA from Sitodiplosis mosellana (orange wheat blossom midge), 920 nucleotides. RefSeq names its product odorant receptor 22c-like. Gene Ontology annotation, molecular function: olfactory receptor activity; odorant binding. Gene Ontology annotation, biological process: detection of chemical stimulus involved in sensory perception of smell; sensory perception of smell. Gene Ontology annotation, cellular component: plasma membrane. Bases 230 to 778 code for a protein of 182 amino acids. The record is from RefSeq and is a predicted model, not a curated record. NCBI's taxonomy places the organism in Eukaryota, Metazoa, Arthropoda, Insecta, Diptera, Cecidomyiidae. The transcript is spliced from 4 exons.